Lactuca saligna is the source of this 1032-nucleotide messenger RNA. The record is from the annotation of a GenBank genome assembly. NCBI's taxonomy places the organism in Eukaryota, Viridiplantae, Streptophyta, Magnoliopsida, Asterales, Asteraceae.
AUGGCGGAUAUUAGAAAGCAAGAGAAUGUUUGCAACAAGAAACCCAGAAAGAAAGGAAAGAUAAUCGAACAAAAUAACAACAAUCCGAUGAGAACUAUUCGGAUCAUAUGUCACGAUCCUUACAUGACUGAUUCUUCCGAUGAUGAAGAAGAGCCUAACAAAAAACUCUACGGGUCUAAAGCUAUUGUUCGGGAAAUCAAGAUUCCGGUGACUGCGACUGCGACUGCGACUGCUGGUGGUGAAAUGAAAUCUCCGGUGACUGAAGGAUCUUGUCAUGGUAGCAACAACAACAGCAAUGGUGAAGGAGCUUCGUUAAAAGGGAAAAGGGUUUUGACCAAAACCCCAAGUCAACCCCAGAUCACCUCCGGUUUGAAAUACAGAGGUGUCCGGCAACGGAAAUGGGGGAAGUGGGCGGCGGAGAUCCGGGAUCCGUUCAAGGGCCGGCGAGUCUGGCUUGGUACUUACAACACCGCAGAGGAAGCUUCAAAAGCUUAUGAAAUCAAAAAGCUCGAGUUUGAAACAAUGGCAGAAGCUUUAAAGAUCCAAAAUCAAAACAACAACGAAAAAAACAAGAAACCAUUGAUUGUCAUCCCUUCCGAUCAUCAAAAACAGUCGGUUUCCGAAGAUUCCGGUGGUGCUACACCACAUGCAUCACCUUCUUCUGUUCUUGAAGUGGAAUCUUCCUCUCCUUCCAAAACCAUUAAAAACAAUGUUAAAGAGAUUGAAACGUUAGCCACCACUACAACCACCAUUGAUGAAGAUCAUUUCAAUGUGAAGCCAUUGGAGAUGGAGUUGUUCACUGAACCCUUUGAUGAAGCAAUGUUAUUGGCUGACAUCGGAAAAGAUUUGGAUAUCGAGGCACAUUUUCUUGGAGAAAUCCUUACACCAAUUGAUUGUUUUGAAGAUAUUCCUAUUUAUGGGUAUGAUGAUAAAGAUUCUACAACUUUACCUUGUGAUUAUUUUGAUGACUUGAACAUUGAAGAACAUUGGAUGAACACAUACAACAUCGACGAGCCGUUGACCGGAUUGUAG